Molecule: messenger RNA, 2371 nt
Organism: Dreissena polymorpha
Lineage: Eukaryota; Metazoa; Mollusca; Bivalvia; Myida; Dreissenidae
Exons: 5
Coding region: 227-1381 (384 amino acids)
Source: RefSeq, a predicted model, not a curated record
GUGUAUUUAUGUGCAAUCAACGGUCUACUUGAAGUAGAAACAUGUUCCCUCCUUGAGACUAGUUCGAUCUUUACGCGACGACGUUAUAUUUCUAACGGAAAUCCGAAACAGUUGUUGAAGGACUUUUGCAUUGAAACAUUAUUGUAUCAAAAGCCAAGAGACAUUUUACAGAUCAUUGAAAUAUUUAUUAUUAUAGAGCAACAAUUUUAAAGCAAAUUAAGACAAGAUGUUUAUCAAGACUAUUAUAUUCAUCGCAUUUAUGUUCAUGGAAUUUACAUUUGUAAACGGUGUGGUACUACGACGCAAGAAACGCUUUAUUUUGCAACAAGACACCGUAGUUUCGCCGCCGACGACAAAGUUCCCGUUUCCAAUCCCGACGACUUAUCCUUUUCCGACCCUUCCAAACCGGAUCACUACUCCGAGAAGUACUCCUUCCCCGCAGUCUAUUUACCAACAACCAGCGUUUGGCUUGGUUGGAAUGGCUGCCGGAAGUGGAUAUGUUCCCGGAAGUAUCCCCAUUGCUGCCAUCUUGAAUUCCGUGCCGAUCAACUGCCCUAAAAAAAGGGAGGCGAGUAGUCGCCGGAUAUUAUUGGAGGAGGAAUUGAUGAAAGGGCUUUACCAGGCUUUGGUUGGUGUUCAUGAUGCGAGUACGGUCAAAAACGCACAAGAUGGAAUAAACAACGCACGCAAUACGAUUAGCUCUGCCAAGGCGUUCCAGACCAGUCCGGAGCAAAGAAACGCCACGAGUCUUGACAGAGACAUCAAAGUAUUCAAAGAUUGGUAUGAAUCUACAAGGAAAUAUGUAUUCGAUAAAAGUUCCAAACACGAAAAGGCGAGAAUGCGUGUCGGCAAAAUACACAAUCCGGAAUAUGUGGAUAGAAUGUUACAGAAACUUAACAUAACACAAUACCAGUUGAAACUUCUUCUGGGAUUAGAAAACGAGUUCAGCGACAUUGUCAUGUACCUACAGAGACGGGGUUUAGGACGACACAAACGAAAUGCAGACGGCUCCGUAUCUUCGUACUGUCAUCCCCGGGGCGCAAGCACGGCAGACGGGUUUCUGCACAUGUGCAGCGCAUGCGCACUCACGACGCAGUUCGCGGAGGACAGGUUCCCGCGCGUGAUCAGCGAGGUGGAGUGCGACAGCUCCGACUGCGACUGCUUUACUGUAAAGGGAACCGCGCACGGGCGUUGCAAGACUAUGACCCGACCUGUGAAGAUGCUGCGGAAGCGGGCGGGCAUGUGUCGACUGAUGAUCUUCAAGGGCGAGCAAGUAAUCCUAGAUGACUGGGAGAUAUACGAUCAGACCACGCGGGUAGGCUGUGAGUGCGAGAUCAACAAAAACUCUCUCUACGCCAUGUUUAUUCCCAGUGGCCCGUGACCCGGACGGAAAACCGAAAGUAGAAGGAACCUUUCUUUGAAAAUGGGACAGCGUUCCCAAUCUAAACGAAUCUUUAUUACAAGCAAACUUAUUGAGUGUAAUUUUUUUUUGAAAAUCCGCAAUGUGUUGUUUCCGUCACUUACAAAAAAAACGACGACAUAAUCUGUUAUUUAACUGCAGUGCUGGCGUCAAUACUGUUAACAUGUUGAAAUAUUUUUUAUGUCAGUUUUGCAUCACCUCAUUUGAACUCAAGUGUUUUGUUCUAUACGUAUAGACAAUUUAUUUUCGGAUUUAAUGUUUUAUAUGUGUGUUUAUUUAUCGGUCGUCCAAAGGACAUAUUCAGACUUAUACAAUGGAUUCCUACGACAUAUUGAAUUCUCGACACGUCUGAACAUUAUUGUCUAAUAAAGCAUAAUAUCGUCUGUAGGUUAUGUACGGGGACGUUCAUAGUUAUCGCAAAGAAUGGUUCAUAAUUUGGUGGCGGAAGUCAGUGUAUGUUCUUUUCUUGUUGUUAGUUUAUAUGCUUAGCGAAAUGUGUCGAUAAAUCUAGUUUCAUGUUACUGUGUGAUGCACGCAUUUCUUUUUCGGUUUCCAUCGCUAUGAAAGCUAUGAUUUUAUUCGGACAGAUAUGGAUAUGUUAGAAAAAGAUAUUUGUCAAACAAGGCUAACCUGUCGAAAACCUUGAGUUUAAUCCGUAAUCAAAUAAUUAGCAACUCUCCAUCAACUAUUGCUUGCUUCCACUUUAUUCCCUAAUGAGCAGCACCUUCUACCGUGUUGCACGUAUAUGUCUACAAGAAUGUGCCUGUGUGUGUUUUCAUUUGAUGUUUUCUGCUAUAAUUAAAUGUGCAAUACAAGUCUACAUUGGUGCAUCGUUAUAUAACAUUCAUAUAAAAUAGUUAAUAGGUUUUGUCACGUGUUUUAAUUGUUUUGUUGUUAUAAUUUAUUGGUAUGUUGAUUAUAUGAAAUGACAAAUAAAAUAUUAAAACUAUG